This is a messenger RNA of Triticum aestivum (bread wheat), 2886 nucleotides long. Its product is annotated as importin subunit beta-1-like. The transcript is spliced from 3 exons. Bases 161 to 2740 code for a protein of 859 amino acids. The record is from RefSeq and is a predicted model, not a curated record. Gene Ontology annotation, molecular function: small GTPase binding. Gene Ontology annotation, biological process: protein import into nucleus. NCBI's taxonomy places the organism in Eukaryota, Viridiplantae, Streptophyta, Magnoliopsida, Poales, Poaceae.
CCGACCUCAUAUUCUCUUCUCACGGCGGUGAUCUAAUCGCCUCGACCCGGGAACAAGCAGUCGACCUCAUAUUCUCUCCGGACGCCCGUCGUCGCCGUUCUCAAUUCAGUUCACCGUCAUUGCUCGUCCCUCAUUAGCAUCCAAAAAAAUACAUACAUCCAUGGAUAUCACCAAGGUUCUACUGGACGCUCAGCACCGCGACAACGGCGUACGGUCAGCGGCAGAGGCCGAUCUCAAGCGCCUCCAGGAGCUCGACCUCCCCAGCUUCCUCGUGGGCCUGUCGUCGGAGCUCUCCAGCGACGACAGCCCAGCCGAGUCCAGGAGGCUCGCCGGCACAAUCCUCAACGACUCGUUGUGCUCCUCUGACAUCCAUCCGAUCGAUGAUCCACUCGUCCAGCGGUGGUUCAGCGUUGAUCCAUCCAUCGGAUCCAAGAUCAAGGAGUCGUCGCUCACAACGGUGCUAGCAUCUCCGGUUGCCGACGCCAGGCGCGCCUCCUCGCAGAUCAUCGCAAAGCUCGCGCGUAUCGAGGAGUGGCCGGACCUCCUUCACCGGUUGCUGGGCAACGCGGCACAAAGGCAGGGCGUGUCGCCGAUAAAGCAGCAGGCGGCCCUUGAGGCGCUGGAGCAUGUCUUCAAGAAUAACUACACGUACCUCAAGCAGGAUCAGGUGGACGACGUCCUCAAUGCCCUCAUCGUGGAGGCGAGCCGCGUGGAGGACGACCUAACCCGCGAUGUCCGCCUCGCAGCAGUUAGAGCUCUACGUAACGUUCUACGGUACGAAGUUUGUAGAAUUUUUAAAGACGAUGAUGAGAGAACCCGUAUAAUGGCCGCGGUCCUCAAUACCGCUAAAUCCGAAGAAGCGGAGUUCAGACAGGUGAUCUUUGAGUGCCUUGCUGCGAUUGCAUCCAGACAUCACGCCAAGUUAGAGCCCUACAUGGAAACCAUACUCGGGCUUACAACCCAAGCUUUGAAAGGAGGCGUGAAAUCUGUCACGCUCAAAUCUAUUGAGUUCUGGACCACUGUUUGUCAAGAAGAGAUCAGGCGACAAGACGACCUUCGUGAUGAUGAUGAUGAUGAUGAUGAUGAUGAUGAUGAUGAUGAUGAUGAUGGUGAUGAUGAUGAUGAUGAUGAUGAUGAUGAUGAUGAUGUCCUUGCUCCUGAUUGUGGCUUUCUUGGCAAGCCCCUCUCUUCACUUGCUCCACUUCUUCUAGAAACUCUUUUAAAGCAAGACAGAGAUGAUAGCUUCAAAGACCUAUCCACAAGUGCUAUGGAAUGCCUAAGCCUUGCCGCUAUAAGUAUUGGGGAUGCUAUUGUCCCUCCCGUGAUGCGGUUUUUUGAGGUUAACAUCAUAGCGCUUGAUUGGCAAAGUCGCAAGGCAGCUACGUUUGCAUUAGGUUAUAUCCUAGAAGGUCCCUGUCUUAAGAAACUUGCUCCCGUGAUCAACCCGUUGCUUGACAUGAUGAAAGACCCAAACAUGCACGUAAGAGGCACUACCGCGUGGACCCUACAACGGUUGUUUGAGCUUCGGCAUUCUCAAGCUAGUCCAAAUAGAAUCAUUACAAAUGCAAACCUUCCUCGGAUCGUGGCUGUGUUGAUAGAGAGUAGCAAAGAUGUCCCGGAAGUGUCCGAGAAAGUAUCUGGAGCUAUAUAUUUUCUUGCUCGAGGUUAUGGAGAAGAUACAAAAUCAAAGUCAAAGCCAAACUCGCCCGAGCUUUCACCUUAUGUUAGGCCUGUUAUUGACGCUCUCCUUUCUGCUACGGAACCUACCCCUUUCGGGCUUCCAGCAUGUGCAUCUGCUUAUGAAGCAUUGACUGAGAUUGUAAGAGUCAGCAACACAAGAGAAUUUGAAGCUUCCCUAGCUAUUAGAACGUUAAUGCCUAGUAUCAUGAGAAGAUUGAAUAUGGUGCUCAAUCAUGAUGGUGUAGUAAUUUCAUCAGGUGACAAGAUGAAUCGUGGCCUUCUUGAGGUUUUGUUGUGUGGUCUAGUUCAACUCAUAAUCGAGAAGAUGGGCAGCUGGGAUAUAAUCGAAAGAUCUGCACUUAGGGACUCUGCUCAAUGUGUAUUGCUGCUAUUGUGUCGCGCCUUAACAAGCGAUAGUUCUAGUGCACGUGAUAAAGCAGCCCUUGCCAUUGGUGCUCUUGCUCAUUCCAUCGGUCCAGAUUUUGGGGAACACAUGCCUAUGCUCUUGCAGUAUUUUACUGUGAAGCGGCUCUCUCCAACUUAUUUAGAGGUGAUGUGUGAUAUUUGCCAUGUCUUGGGAGAUAAAGUGGCGGUGACAUGUUGUGAUCAAAUUAUGGACGUUCUUUACAAAGGCAUGUCAGAUGUCGCUCUUAUACAUUCAAUUAUGGCAUGCUUUGGAGAGAUUGCCCUUGCUAUCGGUCGGAAUUUCGAGAGGUACUUAGAGACUGUUAUGAAAAUGCUUAAAGAAGCUGCCAACGGAAAAUAUCGUGCUGAUGUUUCAGAAGAGGGUAAGGUUGAGUAUGACGACCAGCUUAGAGAGGGAAUGUUUAAGGCCUACUCUAGCAUAUUGUGGGGCAUAAAGGACCCAAAAUCUGGGUUUAAGGUAAUGGCGACUCUAAUGGAGUUCAGUGAAGCUGUGUGCAAGGAGCAGAGGAGGAAUACAAGUGUGGUGCACGCUGGGGUUGGUGCCUUUUCUGAUCUUCAGUCGAUUGUUGGGUCAUGGAUCGAGGACAUGAUCCAGGUUCAGUCAGCAGUCAUGGAGGUUGAGGCCACAAAUUAAGGCAUGCAUUUUAUUUGCUCAGCAUGCAUGUAAUCAUCCAUCCAUCCAUCAGCUUAUGGGUGUAUCAUGCUGAUAAUCAUUCAGUAUGUAUAAGCAUGGGAUCGAUUUUCUGCACCUCUUCUUGCAAUGAUAAUCUUGCAUGCUUC